AUGGCAGCCGCCGGCGGAGCAGCAUUGCCAUACCACGAGCCAGAUAUCGUCACUAUCCUAAUUCUGGUCUCGUUUAUACUGUUACUUAACCUCACUGAUUAUAUCUUUGAUAAGAUUCUUUACUGUGGCCUCCUCGCGCAGUUAUUUCUCGGUAUCGGAUGGGGAACUCCCGGAGCGAAUUGGGUCGGCCGCGAAUUCGAGCAUGUCGCUGUUAACCUAGGCUAUCUGGGGCUGCUCCUCAUCGUAUACGAAGGAGGUUUGAUGACCUCUUUCAAGGCUUUGAAGGAGAACAUUCUCUUAUCGAUUGGUGUCGCCAUCACCGGUAUUGCGCUUCCAAUCUCGGCUUCCUAUAUCUUGCUCCCCCUCGUUGGGGCAACACCGCUACAGGCUUUUGCCGCGGGCGCGGCGCUAUGUUCUACGAGUUUAGGAACAACAUUCACUGUGAUGAAAGCGAGUGGCCUAAUUACCACCAAGAUGGGCAUCGUGCUGACAAGUGCGGCAAUGCUAGACGAUGUUGUUGGUCUUGUGAUGGUUCAAGUCAUCUCCAAUCUGGGAGCAUCAUCUGCGUCCUUCAGCGCGAUUACUGUCGUACGCCCCGUUUGCGUCUCAAUUGGUUUCGUGGGCGCCGUCCCACUAGCAGCCUAUUUCAUUAUCCGACCGUUCACCAUUUGGUUGAACCGUAAAAGGACAACUACCCCUACCAGUUAUAUCAACCGCGUACUAACCUGGCAAGCAACGGCUUUGCUUAUCCACACUGCGAUCCUAGUCGGCCUGAUCGCCGCAACAUCAUACGCUGGUACCUCAAACCUAUUCGCAGCUUACCUCGCCGGUGCAUCAAUUAGCUGGUGGGACACGACCCUUGAGCAUCCAACUUCUCAUGCACCCAGUGGAGAUGAUUCCACCAACCACGGCGGCCGUUCACCAUCUGUUUCGUGCGCUCCAUCUAGCACAUCUGGACUCGAGAUUUUUGAACACUUCUUCCUCCAACCACUGCAACGGAUUCUAAAGCCGCUAUUCUUCGCAUCUAUUGGCUUCUCAGUGCCUAUUAGCCGCAUGUUCACCGGCGGGGUCAUCUGGCGUGGGUUUGUUUACUCGAUAUUCAUGUUCGUCUCCAAGUUUACCUGUGGAUUUUGGCUCAUGCGCCUUCCCGGUCUGGCGUCCAGUGUCUUAAAAUCGAUGCGACGCUCUAAUACAGAGAAGAAGCCUCCAGGUGGGAACAAUAUAGGAACUGGGGCAGCAGUAGCAGCUGGUUCGAGUGUUGUCUCAGACGCUCAGCGUCCCUCCUCAGACGCCGUACCCGUCCCAAAAUCUUCUGUCAUAGCAGAGAAAAAGCAAUCGACCCGACAACAGAGCAAUCAGGGCCGUCCUCGCACGAGACCUACGGUCACUUCAACCUCAAAACCCAUUUCGCUAUACCCCGGCUGCAUCGUAGGAUGCGCCAUGGUUGCUCGUGGUGAAAUUGGGUUUCUCAUCUCUGCGCUGGCGGAAAGCAACGGUAUCUUCGGUAACGAGCCCGAUGGCCCAAUGUUCCUGGUGGUUACUUGGGCGAUAAUGAUAUGUACUAUUAUUGGCCCGUUAAUUGUCGGAGCUCUAGUAGCAAGAGUGAAGAAGAUGGAGAGUAGAGCAGCCGGAGGACCGGGCAGGAAAGACGUGUUGGGAGAAUGGGGCGUCAGCUGA
Molecule: messenger RNA, 1677 nt
Organism: Exophiala spinifera
Lineage: Eukaryota; Fungi; Ascomycota; Eurotiomycetes; Chaetothyriales; Herpotrichiellaceae
Exons: 1
Coding region: 1-1677 (558 amino acids)
Biological process (GO): proton transmembrane transport
Cellular component (GO): membrane
Molecular function (GO): antiporter activity
Source: RefSeq, a predicted model, not a curated record